Molecule: messenger RNA, 1722 nt
Organism: Spinacia oleracea (spinach)
Lineage: Eukaryota; Viridiplantae; Streptophyta; Magnoliopsida; Caryophyllales; Amaranthaceae
Product: probable methyltransferase At1g29790
Exons: 1
Coding region: 173-1447 (424 amino acids)
Molecular function (GO): methyltransferase activity
Source: RefSeq, a predicted model, not a curated record
CAAAUUACUACGGAGUACAGCAUUUCCCAAAAUUGACUAAUUAGUCAACCUCACUCAACUCUAAGCUCUAGAUCUCUUCUUCCUCACUCCCUCCCUCCCACUCACUCUCUCUCUCUCCCUGCAACUAGCCAGAAAGAUCAAAUCAAUCGAGCAAGCAAGAAUACCCACAAAAAUGGGGUCAGUAUCCCUAAAAAUAGGGGAUGGAACAGCAAGAUUCAAAAGAGCAACAAUCUGCACAUCAGCAGUUAACGGAUUAAUGCUAUUCUCAGUUCUUACCACUAAUCUCUUUGCACUCUACGCCUUCACUUACAACCCUAAUCACAAUGCCUCACAAAAUUCCCAAAACCCACUUCAAUUAGCUCACAAAAACAUCUCCUUAAUUACAGAACAAGUCUCCCUAAUCAUGGAAGAGAUCGAAUCUUCGCAAAAGAAGCUAACCCAGAUCGAAAAGGAGCUUCUUGGAUACGAAACAAUUGAUCUUACAAAACCCAAUACUCCAAGUGAGCUCAAAAUCUUCCUGCAAAGGCAUUCUUUGCCUUUAGGGAAAGAUUCAAGAACUGGGAUUACAGAAAUGGUGGCAUCAAUUGGUCAUACUUGUAGCAAAUCUAUGGAUUUGUUGUCUAAAUAUAUGGAUUACAAGGUCAAUGGGCCUUGCCCAGAUGAUUUGGGCUUGGCCCAGAAGCUGGUUUCAAGAGGGUGUGAGCCUUUGCCUAGGAGAAGGUGUUUUGCUAAGACUUUGCCUAAGUUAGGGUUUCUGCACCCUUUUCCUGCAUCUCUUUGGAAAAGUGUUAGUGAUAAGAUUGUUAGUUGGAGUGGUUUGAGUUGCAAGAAUUUUACAUGUUUGAGUAAUAUUGGUAAGAAAUUGGGGAAAGAUUGUGUGAAUUGCUUUGAUUUGAGUAAUGGGAUUGAAAAUCAAAGGUUUGUUAAGGGGAAAGGAAAGAAUGAUUUUAUGAUUGAUGAUGUUUUAAGUAUGGGGGAUGAAGGGGUUAGGAUUGGACUUGAUAUUGCAGGUGGGUCUGGUACUUUUGCUGCUAGAAUGGCUGAGAAGGAUGUGACUGUGAUUACUCAAGCAUUCAAUGUCGAGGCACCUGCCAAUGAUUUCAUUGCUGCUAGGGGGUUAUUCCCUUUGUUUAUGAGCUUGGAUCAUAGGUUUCCAUUUUAUGAUAAUGUGUUUGAUUUGGUUCAUGCUGGGAGUGCAUUGGAUGUGGGAGGGAAGGCUGAGAAACUUGAGUUCUUGAUGUUUGAUAUUGACCGGGUUUUGAGGGCUGGGGGUUUGUUCUGGUUAGAUAACUUCUAUUGUGCUACUGAUGAGAGGAAGAGAGAUAUUACAAGGUUGAUUGAGAAGUUUGGGUAUAAGAAGCUUAAAUGGGUUAUAGGAGAGAAAGUAGGGUCAGGGAAAUCGGAGUUGUAUUUGUCUGCUGUUCUAGAGAAGCCUGUGAGAGCAUAGGAGUUCCCACUGAUCCAUUCAUAGGUAAAGACAGUUAUCAGUUUUUCAGCAUAGUUGAUAUCAAAUUUAUGUGAACUUGUCUUAUAGUUUUAUCAUGAUAUAUUAAAUUUAAAUGUCGAAUAAACUACUGCUUCUCAUUUGUGGGAAUUGUCAUAGAACAGGAUACAAGUUGUUUACAAGGCAAUUAGGAUAUUCGUGUUGUAAUGGUUACAUAAUCAGAAGAUAGUGAAGUUUCAGUCAAUGUUACAAUGUAGGUGCUCCUUUUGUUUUGGUUA